UAAAAUUCAAAUUUAGUAGCAGACCCUCUUGUUUAUUUAUUUUUAAAAACAAUUAUUUAUUUGCAAUUUAAAGUUUCAUUAAUUGAGCUAAAAUGAGAAGACGAGCAGGUGUUGGAGCCAUCCAGAAACAAAAGCUUGAGGCUGACAAAUUCCGUGACAAGGGAACACAAUUACAGGAUUCACAGUUCGAGCAAAUGAGUAAACAAGUUGUUUCUUUAAAGGAAAAUUUAGAAGAGUUUUCAGAUAAGUACAAGUCUGAAAUCAGGAAGAACCCGACCUUUAGACGACAAUUUACAGAGAUGUGUGCUGCAAUUGGUGUGGAUCCAUUGUCAAGUUCCAAAGGAGUUUGGAGUGUUUUAGGAAUGGGCGAUUUUUACUUCGAAUUAAGCAUACAGAUAGUAGAGAUUUGCUUAGCAUCUGCAGAAUCAACUGGUGGUAUGAUGGAACUAAGUGAAAUUAAGGAAAGGCUUUCAAAAUCCCGUCGUCAAAAGAUACAGCAAGAGAUUACAACCGAGGAUGUAUUAUUAGCAACAAAGAAGUUAAAAGCUUUUGGCAACAGCUUUCAAGUACAUCCGUUAGGAAAGAAUCGAUACAUCAUUCAGUCAAUUCCUGGAGAAUUAAGCUUACAAGAAACAAAGGCAUUAAGCACAGCUGCAAAUACUGAGAAUGGUGCAAUCACAAAGUCUUUAUUAAUGAAGGAAUUAGGAUGGAAUGAAAUAAGAACUCAACAAGCUAUUGAUAAAUUAAUAAGUGAGGGACUUGUUUGGGUUGACAGUCAAUGUGAUGAUGAGCCUACCUAUUACUUUCCCAGCUUAUUUCCUGGACGAAAAAAUAAGAUUGAGUCUACAUGAUUUAAUGAUUGAUAAAAGUAAUAAAGCUUUAUUAAACAGAAACUAGUUUUUUGGAAAUAAGUUUACAGCCUGAAGAACUAUAGUCGAUUUCUUUCAAUUCCUCAAAUUCUUGUGCAUUCAUAGUGAUGUUAAAAAGCUUUAAAUGAAUUUCAAUGCAUUUAAUAAAAUCAUCUUUGCUUAGUGGAUUAAAGUCUAUAAUCACAAAGUUCUUAAGAUCGUCCUUGAUCUCGUCAGUCAUUGUAUCCUUAAAUAUUGCUAAUAGUACUAUUCUAAAGUUGCUCCUUUUUCCUUCAUCACGCAUUUGUUGCUCGAAAUCUUUCAAUAAUUCAAUUGCAUAUUCAUCAAUCUCUAAAUCGUCUAGUAUAAUUAAAUUGAAUCCACACUUGGAAAGUCUUGAUCUUGCAAUUUCAAAAAGAUUAAAAAAUUCGUGGACUUUCCAAAUGUAUUUUUGGACAUUUGUUGGAUUUGGGUAGUUCCUUGCUAUUAUCUCAGAUGCUAAAGUCUUUCCUAUGCCUGUUACUCCAUGAAAUAUCAUUUGUAUGUAUUCGUCAUUAUUUGCUAAAUUCAGGCUUCCUUUAAUCAGUUCUAUUGCAUCAUCCUGGCCAACGAUUUCAUCCAGUAGCCUAAUAUUGACUAGAUUUGUAUCGAUUUUCCGAUAACAAUAUUUUUCAUCGCCAUAGACAAUCAUAUUGUAAUUCCUCUCAUACGUAUUCCAAAACUCACAGCUUCCAAAUUUUAACUGAUAUAAAAUAAAGGCUAUAAUUAAUGUAAUUAAUGAUGUCAGGAAGAUUAAGUAUUUCUUCCAUUGAAUUUUGUUCUUUGGUUUCUUUAUUUUUUCGACUUUUCUGCUGUCUUUUUGCUUUGUCAGUGACCUUAUUUCUGAUUGCCGUAAUUUUGACUUUCUUAUUCUUUUGUUCUCAUCUUCCAUUACUGUCUAUACUUAAUUAUAAUUGAAUAAAUGUGGAUAUUUACUUUGGUCCUUGUUUUGAA
Messenger RNA from Chironomus riparius, 1841 nucleotides. The record is from the annotation of a GenBank genome assembly. NCBI's taxonomy places the organism in Eukaryota, Metazoa, Arthropoda, Insecta, Diptera, Chironomidae.